This is a messenger RNA of Sitophilus oryzae (rice weevil), 1416 nucleotides long. RefSeq lists its product as uncharacterized. The transcript is spliced from 2 exons. The record is from RefSeq and is a predicted model, not a curated record. Lineage: Eukaryota; Metazoa; Arthropoda; Insecta; Coleoptera; Curculionidae. Bases 1 to 1416 code for a protein of 471 amino acids.
AUGCAGCCAUCGAUAAAUCAAAUUUGCAAACAAGCCAGAUCAGUUGGUUUUACUUUCUCCGAGGAGAAAACAAGCUGUAUGCAUUUCUGUAGGCUUAGAAGACCUCAUUAUGACCCAUUACUGUACUUAGAAGAAACACCUAUUAGAUGUCCUAGAACUAUAAAAUUUCUUGGCAUAAUAUUUGACUCCACGCAUACAUGGAAACAGCACAUAUUAUCACUUAAACAAAAAUGCAUGAAAUCCCUAGAUAUUCUUAAAGUUCUAUCUCAUACAAAAUGGGGUGCAGAACCAAAGAUGCUUCUCACUUUGUACCAGUCGCUGAUUUUGUCACGAAUUGAUUAUGGCUGUGUUGUCUAUGGAUCAGCCUGCAAAUCUAGCUUAAACAUACUGAAUAGUAUUCACAAUGCGGCCUUGAGGUACUGUUUAGGUGCAUUCCCAACAAGCCCCGUUGAAGGUUUGUAUUGUGAAGCAAACAUACCCUCUUUAGAAGAUCGAAGAAAAAUACGGUUGUCAAAUUACAUGACAAAAAUAUUAGCCCUGGAUGAACAUCCCUAUAAUAAAAUAUGUAUGAGAGAGGCUGAAAACCAUCCCCCCUUCAGUAGAUCAGCUUUUGGAAGGUAUAGGGAGUAUCUGAGAAUUAGAGAAGUAGACCCACCUCAAUUAUUACGCCUUGAGUCAAGUGAAAUUCCUCCUUGGAAGUGUCCUCCGCCUGUAGUAAAUUUCGAAUUGGCGCAAUUUAAAAAAGGUGAAAUCUCAAAUACACACUGGCAGCAGAGCUUCCUCGAUAUUAAGAAUCGAGAGAAUGUAGAUUUCGUCAUCAACACGGAUGGAUCCAAAACUAAUGAUGGCGUCGGGUGCGCUUUCGCUACCGAGGACAAGACUUUUUCUUGGACCUUAAGAGAGGUCACAUUAUUGUGGGUUCCAAGCCAUGUAGGAAUAGCUGGUAACGAAAAAGUGGAUAAUGCUGCCCAGGAAGCCAGUUCAAAAGAUGUAGUAGAUGUUACAAUGGUUAAACCUUCCGAUUACCAAGCUUAUCUAAAAUCUAUUAUUCUGAAGGAAUGGCAACAAAGGUGGCAAAAUCUAAACAAGAAUUUAUAUAGGAUAAAGCCACUGGCUUAUGGUAAAUAUCUACGUGUUGAAUUAGAUCGAACCAGUUUAACCAAGACUCACAGACUUCGCAUUGGUCAUACCGCACUGACGCACAAACACCUACUUACUGGGGAAGAUGCACCUCUGUGUGCGGAUUGCCAGGUUAGACUGACAGUAGAACACAUUGUUUGUGAUUGCCCAAGGUAUGAACCCCAAAGACACCUGUUUAAUCUUGUGAGACCAUACGGAGAAAACUUAAAAGAUAAACAGUCAAUUGCUAAUUGUUUAAACUUCUUAAAAGCUGUAAAUCUGUUUAACGAAAUUUGA